This is a messenger RNA of Oncorhynchus keta (chum salmon), 2077 nucleotides long. Its product is annotated as RNA polymerase-associated protein LEO1-like. Gene Ontology annotation, biological process: positive regulation of transcription elongation by RNA polymerase II; transcription elongation by RNA polymerase II. The record is from RefSeq and is a predicted model, not a curated record. The coding region runs from base 107 to 2077 and encodes 656 amino acids. Gene Ontology annotation, cellular component: nucleus; Cdc73/Paf1 complex. Lineage: Eukaryota; Metazoa; Chordata; Actinopteri; Salmoniformes; Salmonidae. Gene Ontology annotation, molecular function: RNA polymerase II C-terminal domain phosphoserine binding. The transcript is spliced from 14 exons.
AGCGCUCAUCUGCCGCCACCCGGUGGAUAUUCAACGCAGUUAAUCGUGUCGCGCUGAACUGGCAAAACGCUCAUCUGUCACUUCCGGUUCGUCCUCAUCGAAAGAAAUGGCGGACAUGGACGAACUGUUCGGGAGUGAUGGGGACAGUGACAACGAACAAAGAGUGGUCUCAGCAGUGGCGUCUGGCUCUGGUUCAGGUUCUGAAUCUGAGCCGGAGAUGCCCCGGUCCCGUUCCCAUAGUAACGCCUCCGGCAGCGACAGCGGGAGAGAUGAUGAUGAUGAUGGGGGAAAGCCCAACACCAAGGAGCUGUUUGGGGAUGACAGUGAAGAGGAACGCCAAAGCCGACACAGCGACAACCAAUCAAACCUGUCGGAACGCUCAGGAAACCAGUCGGAUGCCAGCAUGCACUCGGAGCCCGAGGACAAUGACCAGUCAGACGCGGAGCAGCACAGUGGGUCGGAGAGAGGGCACCGGGAGGAAGAGGAGGAAGAUGGAGAUCGAAGGUCAGAGGCAGGCAGUCCAGUAUCGGGGGUGGGGAGCCCCAGGUCUGGGAGGGGCAGUGUUCGCUCUGAGAAGAGUAUCCAUAGCGACCCCGGCACCCCCCACUCGGCUCCCGGCACCCCCCACUCCGCGCCCGGCACCCCCCACUCCGCGCCCGGCACCCCCCUGUCAGACCCCGGCACCCCCCUGUCAGACCCCGGCACCCCCCUGUCAGACCCUGGCACCCCCCACUCAGGGCCCGGCACCCCCCACUCAGGGCCCGGAACCCCCCACUCAGAUGGGGAGGGGUCGGGCAAGGAGAACCAAUCAGAUGAUGAAAAGUGGGGAGGAGGGGCUAAGAGUGACCAAUCAGAGGAUGAGGAAGAGGAGGAGAAGAAGCGGCAUCAAUCGGACGAAGAGCGAGAGAAUUCUGAUGAGGACGGGGCGGGGCACAGGAGCAGGAAGAAGUCAGAGUCUGCGAAGGGCAGUGACAGCGAGGAUGACUUCGUCGGACGGAAGAACAAGAAGAUGGCAUCUGCCUCGGACUCUGACAGCGAUGUUGGAGCCAAGAAGAAGAUGGCGGCGUCUGGCUCAGACUCUGACAGCGACGUUGGAGCCAAGAAGAAGAUGGCGGCGUCUGGCUCAGACUCUGACAGCGACGUUGGAGCCAAGAAGAAGAAGAUGGCGGCGUCUGGCUCAGACUCUGACAGCGACGUUGGAGCCAAGAAGAAGAAGAUGGCGGCGUCUGGCUCAGACUCUGACAGCGACGUUGGAGCCAAGAAGAAGGGUAAAGGUAAGAAACCAGCAGCAGACGACCUGUUUGGAGAGGCAGACGACAUCUCAUCAGACAGUGAUGCUGAGAAACCUCCCACUCCAGGACAACCCCUGGACCAAGAGGAUGGUAUGGAAGGGGAGCAGGCUGAGGAGGAGCCCGUCCCAGAGACUCGUAUCGAGGUGGAGAUUCCUAAAGUCAGCACUGAUCUAGGAUCAGACCUCUACUUCGUCAAACUACCCAACUUCCUCUCCGUUGAGCCCAGACCCUUUGACUCCCAGUACUAUGAAGAUGAGUUUGAGGAUGAGGAGAUGUUGGAUGAAGAGGGACGGACCAGGCUCAAACUGAAGGUUGAGAAUACUAUCCGGUGGAGAGCCAAGAAAGACGAGGAGGGGAACGAGAGCAGAGAGAGUAACGCCCGCAUCGUCAAGUGGUCUGACGGCAGCAUGUCUCUCCACCUGGGUAACGAGGUGUAUGAUGUGUUCUGUCUCCACAGCAUGUCUCUCCACCUGGGUAACGAGGUGUAUGAUGUGUUCUGUCUCCACAGCAUGUCUCUCCACCUGGGUAACGAGGUGUAUGAUGUGUUCUGUCUCCACAGCAUGUCUCUCCACCUGGGUAACGAGGUGUAUGAUGUGUUCUGUCUCCACAGCAUGUCUCUCCACCUGGGUAACGAGGUGUAUGAUGUGUUCUGUCUCCACAGCAUGUCUCUCCACCUGGGUAACGAGGUGUAUGAUGUGUUCUGUCUCCACAGCAUGUCUCUCCACCUGGGUAACGAGGUGUAUGAUGUGUUCUGUCUCCACAGCAUGUCUCUCCACCUGGGCUAA